AUGAAGCCAUUGCAGAACAUUAUUACCUGGGAUGAAAAAUCUUUGCUUAUCCAUGGAGAAAGGGUAAUGAUAUGGAGUGGUGAGGUACAUCCGUUCCGACUUCCUGUACCAUCCCUCUGGCUUGAUGUUUUUCAGAAGAUCAAAGCACUAGGCUUUAAUGCUGUUUCCUUUUAUGUCUAUUGGGCUCUUCUGGAGGGCAAGCAAGGACGGUUUUCAGCAGAGGGUAUCUUCGACCUGGAGCCCUUCUUUCAGGCCGCCACAGAAACUGGAAUAUAUCUCAUUGCUCGCCCAGGCCCAUAUAUCAAUGCAGAGGUAGCAGGUGGUGGCUUCCCUGGCUGGAUUCAGCGAGUGAAUUCAACGCUUAGAACUUCAGCUCCUGAGUUCGAAGCUGCCACUGAUAACUACCUGAGCCACAUCUAUAAAAUCAUAGCCAAAGCACAGAUCACGAACGGGGGUCCCAUCAUCCUUCUUCAGCCGGAUAACGAAUUCACCUACUCUGCUCGUGGAUUCUAUCAUCCACCAGAUCCUGCAUUUAUGCAAUAUGUGGAAGAUAAGGCCCACCAAGCUGGCAUAGUCGUGCCGAUAAUAGGAAACGAUGCCUGGGCAGCAGGCCGGUUUGUGCCUGGCUCUGGCAAAGGGGAAUGGGAUAUAUAUGCUUACGACCAAUACCCUUUUGGAUUCGAAUGUAAUGAUCCACAAGGCUGGCCAACUAUAAGUGCGGACACUGGAAGUUCAACUUUGACCACGGACUUGUACUCCAGCCAUAUGCGACAAAGCCCUUCAACUCCCUUCAGCAUUCUCGAGUUCCAGGGUGGAGGUUCUCCGCCAUGGGGUGGAUCCUCGUAUGACCAAUGCGCACUGAAGACUAACCAAGAGUUUGAGAGAGUGUUCUAUAAGAAUCUCUUAGCUUCCAGAAUUGCUAUCUUCAACAUCUACAUGAUAUUUGGCGGAACAAGUUGGGGAUACAUUAGUUAUGCGGGAGGGUAUUCCUCUUACGACUACGGGGCUGCUAUCGAAGAAGAUGGCAGAACAUUGGUCCGAGAGAAAUAUUCAGAGCUCAAAACUCAGGCUCAGUUCAUCAAAGUGUCACCUGGAUACCUUGAAGCCACCCCAGGAAACAUGACGGCAGGGGUCUAUAGUCAGAAUACGGACGUGACUGUCACACCUAUGACUGGAAACGGCACUGGUUCCUUCUUCGUGGCGAGACAUACUGACUACUCGAACCUGAACUCUACCAACUACACGUUACAGCUACCAUUGUCCUCUGGAAAUGUUUCAAUUCCUCAACUUGGGGGAUCUUUAACUCUCAACGGCCGAGAUUCGAAGAUACACGUGGCUGAUUAUCCAAUCGGUGACAUCAUGCUCCGCUACUCGACGGCAGAAAUCUUCACCUGGAAGCAGUUUGAAGAUAAAAAAGUAUUAAUUGUCUAUGGGGGCUCUUCUGAAUUGCACGAAAUGGCAAUAUUGACUUUAUCAAAUCCGUUGCUAGUUGAAGGUACCGGAGUAAAAAUAGAACGCUUUGGUACCACAGCCAUCAUGCAAUGGAAAACAAGCUCUAGCAGAAGCAUUGUGCAAAUAGAUGAUCUUUUCGUCUAUAUUCUUGAUCGAGUCUCGGCCUAUGACUAUUGGGUGCCUGAUCUUCUAGCGGAUAAGAAGAUGGUUUCCAAUAGCACCGCACUACAAGGACAGGCAUCGGUUAUCAUCAAUGGGGCCUACCUUGUCAGAUCAGUCUCCAUCGACAAGAAUUGCCUCUUUAUCAAAGCGGACUUUAAUUCUUCCUCUACCAUGGAAAUCAUCGGUGUUCCAAAGUCUGUUUCAAAGCUCGUUGUGAACGAUGGAGAGAUAAAUUUUUCAACGGCCAGUGAUGGUUCUUGGGUUGCGCAGAUCCAAUACACCCCCGUGGAAUUUCGGAUUCCUGUAUUGUCUAGUCUGAACUGGAAGUAUAUGGAUUCUCUCCCGGAGAUUCAGCCGAGUUAUGAUGACUCUCAGUGGCCAGCUGCUGAUCAUGCGUACACAAAUAAUACUUUGGCACCACUUCGCACCCCUGUCUCUUUGUAUGGUUCAGAUUAUGGAUUCCACUCCGGUGUUUUGAUCUUUAGAGGUCAUUUCAUCGCGAGCGGUUCGGAGUCAUUGCUUAACAUAAGCACUAUGGGAGGCUCAGCUUUCGCAUCAAGCGUAUUUUUGAACAACACAUUUCUAGGUUCUUGGCCCGGGGACGUUGCAACAUCAAUCAAAGCCUCGAAUUACAAAGUCCCAAAGCUCUACCCAGGAGAAUCAUACGUCCUCACGGUCCUCGUUGAUAACAACGGAAACGACGCAAACUGGCUUCUUGAUUCGGACUCGAUGAAGAAUCCACGCGGCAUAAUCGACUAUUCGCUAUCGUCCCAAACGGGAUCCGUCACACCUCUUACGUGGAAGAUCACUGGUAAUUUAGGUGGUGAGGACUAUAUGGAUCAGGAGAGGGGCCCACUUAAUGAAGGAGGGCUUUUUGCGGAAAGGCAGGGCUAUCAUCUUCCCCGCCCACCUCUAUGCAAAUUUAAAGUGGGAUCGCCCUUCGAUGGCAUCGAGAAGCCUGGAGUUGCAUUCUAUACCGCUCCACUUGAGCUUGAUUAUCCGUCUCAAAAAUACGACAUUCCAAUUACCUUCAAUUUCGAGAACAACACAGAGGUCUCUGGAAAAUAUAGGGCGAUACUCAUCGUUAAUGGCUUCACCUUCGGGAAGUAUAUCAGCCACAUUGGCCCACAGACGAGUUACCCCGUUCCCGAAGGGAUUCUCAAUUACGGUGGCGAGAAUUGGAUUGGAUUGGUUCUAUGGUCUAUUGAGCCUGGAUGGGCCAAGGUUCCUAAUUUGACCCUUUCUGUUAAAAAUCCAGUGAUGACGGGGAGGAAGCCCGUCGAAGUCGUAAAUGCUGGCUGUUGGGAUCGGAGACAAUUGGCAUAUUGA
Penicillium soppii is the source of this 2943-nucleotide messenger RNA. RefSeq names its product glycoside hydrolase family 35 protein. Lineage: Eukaryota; Fungi; Ascomycota; Eurotiomycetes; Eurotiales; Aspergillaceae. The record is from RefSeq and is a predicted model, not a curated record. Gene Ontology annotation, biological process: carbohydrate metabolic process. The transcript is spliced from 9 exons. Gene Ontology annotation, molecular function: beta-galactosidase activity. Gene Ontology annotation, cellular component: vacuole. Bases 1 to 2943 code for a protein of 980 amino acids.